Molecule: messenger RNA, 1454 nt
Organism: Panicum virgatum (switchgrass)
Lineage: Eukaryota; Viridiplantae; Streptophyta; Magnoliopsida; Poales; Poaceae
Product: probable kinase CHARK
Exons: 2
Coding region: 633-1262 (209 amino acids)
Biological process (GO): protein phosphorylation
Cellular component (GO): plasma membrane
Molecular function (GO): ATP binding; protein kinase activity
Source: RefSeq, a predicted model, not a curated record
UGAUGGCGAAAUGGUGAGAGACUAAACCUUGACUGGGUUUGCUACUGACCGUUCAGAUGCUUCUGCGCACCUUCGCCACUGACUUCUUGAGCAGGGGAGAACUCCUUAAUUAUUAUCCUCUAAGCACGGCGAAAAACGUAGCCAGUAUACUCUGUUGCCUUGGGAAUUCCUUCACCACGCCAAACUGAUCCCUUCUGCUCCGCCCGUCGGCAGUUGCAGUUGCAGUGGCUCCGGCGUCGUCGUCGAGGUUAGCACCACUGGUUCGUCGCUGCUUCUGCUGUGGUCUCGCUUCCCGGCAAAGGCAACCAAUCGGCGUGCGUGCCAUCCGGCAAGCUCCAUGGACGGGAAUAGCAUGAUUCCUUGACCACCGCUGCCGCUGGAGCCGGGGAUCUACGGCGGCGGAGAGUUAGUUUCCUCUUACUCAUUUGGUACAAACAAAUCCCUUGAUGCUGGUUUCUUUAGUUAUGGAAGUAGCCUGAUGCUCCCCAACAUUCAAGAACCCCGUACCAACGACCAUUUCUGCUGCUAUUUUUUAUAUAACUUGGCCGGACAGGUACAAGAUUGCUCUCGGUGUGGGCUCGGCCUUACUGUGCCUCCACACGGAGUGCGAGCAGUGCGUCCUGCACGGGGACAUGAAGCCCGCCAACAUCUUGCUGGGCGCUUCCCGCAGCGCCAAGCUCGGGGACUUCGGCUUGGCGAGGCUCGUCGACCACGGAGCUGACUCGCGUACAACCCAGGUCGUCGCCGGAACGCCCGGCUACAUUGAUCCGGAGCUCGUCAGCAGCCAGAGGCCGUGCCUGCAGUCCGACAUCUUCAGCUUCGGUGUCGUGCUUCUGGAGAUCGCCUGCGGCCGGCGGCCGGCCACGCGAUCGAACGGAGCUCCUCCGCCGCUGCUGAAUUGGGUCCGUCAAUUGUACGUCAGGGAUUCCAUUCUCGCAGCGGCAGAUCGGCGGCUGGAUGGCGAGUUCGACGUCCAGCAGAUGAGGCGAGUGCUCGUCGCGGGCCUCUGGUGCGCGCAUCACGACCAGUGCCAGCGACCGUCGAUCGCGCAGGCCAUGGAUCUCCUGCGACGCGAAGAUGCCGAGCUACCCGUCCUUGACCCAGUGGUGCACACUAGUAGUCCUGAAGCAGUUCGCUCCCUGGAAGAAAUAGCUUACGGUGAUUUGUCUGCGGAAGCAGAGGACUCUGCUUUUCAGAAUUCUUCUACUCACAGUCACACUGCAUACCACACUUCCACGGAUUCCAGUUGUCUUCUAGAAUGAAAAAUAAAAGAAGUUUAUGCAGAGGGAUUACGCAGGGUGUCUUCCCUUUAGCGGUAUUGAUGUGAUACUUUUGGAUCAGCAAAUAUACAGCCGUGUGUUGUGCUGUAUUGUACAUACAGUAGUCGUUUUGCCCACAUAGUUGAGGGCGGAAGUAAUUAACCAUUACUCCGUAGGCUGCUAGCGCGGAUACUA